Messenger RNA from Dama dama (fallow deer), 1388 nucleotides. RefSeq names its product protein Z, vitamin K dependent plasma glycoprotein (gene PROZ). Gene Ontology annotation, biological process: proteolysis; blood coagulation. Gene Ontology annotation, molecular function: serine-type endopeptidase activity; calcium ion binding. The transcript has 8 exons. Gene Ontology annotation, cellular component: extracellular region. The record is from RefSeq and is a predicted model, not a curated record. NCBI's taxonomy places the organism in Eukaryota, Metazoa, Chordata, Mammalia, Artiodactyla, Cervidae.
AUGGCCGGCUGCAUCCCGCCACCCCUCGCCAUCCUCGGGGUCCUAGCCCUUCUCGCCCCGCACGCCGCCUGGCCCACAGUUUUUCUUCCCGCAUCGAAAGCGCACGAACUUCUGGCCAGGUGGAGGCGAGCCGGCUCCUACCUCUUAGAAGAGCUCUUCGAGGGGCAUUUAGAGAAGGAGUGCUUCGAGGAGAUCUGCGUCUAUGAGGAGGCGAGAGAAGUGUUUGAACACGACGAGUCCACGGAUGAAUUCUGGAGGACAUACAUGGGCGGCUCCCCUUGCACCUCCCAGCCUUGCCUCAACAAUGGGUCCUGUCAGGACACAAUUCGCGGCUACGCCUGCACCUGUGCGCCGGGCUAUGAAGGCCCCAACUGUGCCUUCGCUAAAAACGAAUGUCACCCUCUGAGGCUGGAUGGGUGUCAGCACUUCUGCCACCCGGGACCGGAGUCCUACACAUGCAGCUGUGCAAGGGGCCACAAGCUGGGUGGAGACCACAGGUCCUGCCUCCCCCAUGACAGCUGUGCGUGUGGAACCCUCGGUUCUGAGUGCUGCCAGAGGCCCCAGCGAGGCCAGCAGAACCUUCCGCCUUUCCCGUGGCAGGUAAAACUAACAAAUUCUGAAGGAAAAGACUUCUGCGGGGGUGUUCUAAUACAGGACAACUUUGUGCUGACAACAGCAAAAUGCUCACUAUUGUACAGAAACAUUAGUGUGAAAACGAGUUCCGACUUCCGGGUGCGCGUGAAGGGCGUCCACGUGCACACGAGGUUCGAGGCGGACACCGGGCACAACGACGUGGCCCUGCUGGACCUGGCGCGGCCCGUGCGCUGCCCCGACGCCGGGCGGCCUGUCUGCACGGCCGACGCGGACUUCGCCGAGCGCGUCCUCCUGCCGCAGCCGGGCGUCCUGGGCGGCUGGACCCUCCGCGGCCGCGAGAUGGUACCCUUGCGGCUGCGGGUCAUGCACGUGGAGCCCGCGGAGUGCGGCCGGGCCCUCAAUGCCACGGUGACCACACGGACCGGCUGCGAGCGGGGCGCGGCAGCCGACGCGGCGCGGUGGGUGGCGGGCGGCGCGGUGACCCGGCAGCACCGGGGCGCCUGGUUCCUCACCGGCCUGUUGGGCGCCGCGCCCCCCGAAGGGCCCGGGCCGCUCCUGCUCAUCAAGGUCCCUAGAUAUGCGCUCUGGCUCCGGCAAGUCACUCAGCAGCCGAACCUCGCCAGUCCGAGAGGCGACUAGGGUCAGGGGCGCGACGGGGAACCAGUGCCGGGUGGUCUCGGUGGGCGGUGGGCACCUACGGCCCUUCCUCCGGGACCUCUCGUCUGACCUGAGCCCUUAGGAGGGAAGGAGGCGUGUCCAGCAAUAAAAACAGACCCCAAACAGCGCUUUCCUAA